UUAAAGGUUCAAUUCUGGCCGUAGCAGGAGAAAUUGAUUUUCACCUCGAACAACUAAACAACCGAGAAAAAACCCACAUCGGAGAAGCUCCUACCGAACAAGAAGCCCAAACCGAAAGAAUGUUUAAAAGCACUUUUCGGCAAUUUUUAGAUAAAAGUAUUGAGCCGAGCAUGUUUAAUGCUAACACUAUCGACCAUCAUUACAGCCUGGGAGAGUUUUUUAAUCGGCUGACCGAGCCCAUAUUUUUUUAUCGAGUGGAACACACCAAUAACAAGGCUAAAUUGGCUGCUAAUGGCUUAUCCGUUCAAUGGCACAAAUACGGCAAUUUUGGCACGAAACAGG
Molecule: messenger RNA, 342 nt
Organism: Racocetra fulgida
Lineage: Eukaryota; Fungi; Glomeromycota; Glomeromycetes; Diversisporales; Gigasporaceae
Source: the annotation of a GenBank genome assembly